This is a messenger RNA of Austrofundulus limnaeus, 1356 nucleotides long. It is a transcript of the gene cgref1, whose product is annotated as cell growth regulator with EF-hand domain 1. The record is from RefSeq and is a predicted model, not a curated record. Lineage: Eukaryota; Metazoa; Chordata; Actinopteri; Cyprinodontiformes; Rivulidae. Gene Ontology annotation, molecular function: calcium ion binding.
UGCCUCUCCCCCACUGUUCAAUCCCUUUGGAAGUGGAGAAGAAGAACGCCAGCUGUUGAAGAGUUACAUCCAGUCCAGUCUACAGAACAGCCAAGGAGGACCUGAGAUCAGUUCCUGGGAACAAGAGGUGUUCUUUCUGUUUCGUCUCUAUGACUUUGAUCGCAGUGGGUUUUUAGAUGGAUUGGAAAUGAUGAAGCUGCUCUCUGACUACAACUCCCAUCAUACACCUGGAGCAGCAGCCWAUGAGUUGGUGGUGUCAAUGGUGGACUUUUUACUACAGACUCAUGAUCUAAACCAGGAUGGACUUCUGGACCCCUCUGAGUUGCUUUCUCCUUCAGUCAUUCACACACAGGCCUCGAUCAACAGAACACCUCUACAGGAGCAGGAGGAGCCGGCGGARAAAGUGCCAUCAAGCAGCAGGACUGAGGAGGAGAACGUAGUGGAGCACAGAGAGGAGGCAGCACAUGAGGAGCUUCGGCCUCAAGUGGACGAUCAAACUCAGCAGGAAGUGUUUAGAGAAAAGGAGGAGCCAAUAAAGCAAACAGAUCAACACAAUGAACAAGAAAACCACAAAGCUCCUGCAGGAGAAUGGCAGCAGGUCCAUGACAUUCCUSUCCAUCAGGGACAGCCAGAGAUCUAAAGAAACAGGAACUGCACCACUCAAACGUACAGGAGAUUGAAUACUUUUAUCCCUGCAGAUGGUUUUUCUCUGAACGCCGUGGACUAAAGAACAUUUAAUGAUUGGUUAAAGGGUUAUUUCCUCAACUGUUGCAGUGUURUAGGUUUUAUUACUGCAGCUUUUAAAGGGUUGAAGGGUAAAAAAUGCAUUGCUUUCUGUAAUGAUAAAAGCCAUGAAUAAUAAGAAACUAGCUAAUUAAUGCUUUUCUAAAAAAACUAUAUUCACAAUUUUAUGUCAUCUCAUGCUUUUUAAGUAAUUACGUUUUACUUCACUCAACGAAACUUUUAACAUGUCCAAGGAGUGCAGCGUUUCUAAUUAUGUGAUUUAAAGUCAGCUCAGUAAAACCAGUGUGCUUAGAUACACCAUUAAUGUGCCAAAAAAUAAUUAAAGUCUUCCUUGAGAAUAUAAUACUAUCACAAUGACUGAGUUUUUAUUGGUUAAAUUAGUAUUUAUUGAGUUAAAGAUUUUUACCACCAAUUUUGGGACAACAUGUCACAAUUACUGUGUAUUUUUGGUUAGAAACACCCAGUGAAAUGACAUUAAACACAAUUAUAUUGAAAUCUUUUAACAAGAAAUGUGUUUCCUCUGUAAGAGGAAUAUUUGUGAGAAUAUUGUUUGAUUUUUUUGAAAACUGUUGGAUUUAUGCAGCUUAAAAAUAAAGCAAAGGUUUCAUUAUA